AUGACAGUGUCAGCUGCGCCAGAAGCUGUGCUCUCUCACCUGCCGCGAGCAGAUGGUUCCGCGACCUACUCCUACGCGGGCUACACAAUCACGGCGUCCGCCAACGGCCCCAUCGAGGCCCAGAGGCGGGAUGAGGAUCCUUACAGAGCUCUCGUCGAUGUCAUCGUACGACCAGCGGCAGGGGUUGGAGGCACUAGGGAACGGCACCUGGAAUCCAUCUUGGAAUCUUCACUUCGCCAGCUCAUUCUUGUGAAUAGCUUCCCUCGUGGUCUCAUCCAGGUCGUACUCCAGAUCAGGACCACGCCUGAAAAUGAAUAUGUCAACACGAAACUUGUUCAGGCCCACCUGAACCUACCUGUCAUCCCGGCACUGCUACAAACCGCCGUCUUGGCUCUCUUAUCAGCAGCCGUCCCCUUGAAAGCUACGGCUACAUCUGCCAUCGUUGCUGUUCUGGCUCGGGACGAUGCCAAGGAGAUGAUUGUUGAUCCCACUCCUCGUCAAAUCGAGGAAGCCCUGUCUACUCAUGUGCUUGCAUUCACCUCUCACGAUGAUUUGUUGUUAGUUGAGAGCGAAGGAGACUUCUCCAUGCAGGAAUGGGAGAAGGUCCACGCGGCGGCUCAGACUGUCUGCUGCCGACCAACAAAGAAGGCCGGCGUCGACAUGGUGUUGGACGACGAGCAGCAUGCUACAAACGAUAUGCGACAGUUUCUCCGGACCACUAUGGAAGGCAAGAUUGCCGCCGACCUUCAUUGGAAGUGA
Molecule: messenger RNA, 759 nt
Organism: Thyridium curvatum
Lineage: Eukaryota; Fungi; Ascomycota; Sordariomycetes; Thyridiales; Thyridiaceae
Exons: 3
Coding region: 1-759 (252 amino acids)
Biological process (GO): rRNA catabolic process; U4 snRNA 3'-end processing; poly(A)-dependent snoRNA 3'-end processing
Cellular component (GO): nuclear exosome (RNase complex); nucleolus; cytoplasmic exosome (RNase complex)
Source: RefSeq, a predicted model, not a curated record